AUGGUUCCGUCUUAUUCCUCCGUUGAAGAUAAGGCUAUUUUGAUCAACACCUCAUCGCUCACGUUUGUAUUGUCCAUGAAUGAUAUAGAUUUCAACUCAGAUAGUACUACAGUUUUUCCUGUUGAUAAACUUUCAACACAUUACAUUAUAUCAACCUCAACACCAACAGUUGAACAUUAUCUUAGUUUGGGGAGUCAUUUUACAAUUGCGUCCAAAACAGACAAUACACGCAUCAGUAUCACUUUAGUCAUAGAUCGUGACGCGAUGAUUUCAUUUCAUGGCAGUAAAUAUGGUAAUGGUGACGAAAUAACAAUUAUAUUGAAUAUGUAUCAAACAUUUCAAGUAGGACUUGAGGCGGAUUUGUCAGGGACAACUAUCAAUGCUUCUCACUCAGUUGCAAUCUUCGCGGGAAAUGCAUGCAAUAAACUCGGAGGGUAUGGAUCAUGUAGCAUGCUCAUGGAAAUGGUUCCACCAACUGACAAACUGGAUAAUAUAUUUAUUGUUCCAUCGAAUAUUUAUAGACACAAAUCUCAGGUGCGCAUAAUUUCACCCAUCGAAACAGUAGUUCAAUAUUCUAUUGAAGGAAGCAAAACACAAGCAAUUGUUUCAAAAAAUCAGAAAAUUGAUUUUAUUAUCCGGGAAAAUGAAACAGCUACUAUAGAGUCGAUUGAGCCUUUGCUAAUAAAUAGUUUUGCCUAUGCUUCGGCCCAGCAUGAUUUAUAUGGUGAUCCUUUUAUGAUAACAAUCCCUGGAAUACAUCAAUAUAUCAACGAGUACAAUCUUAUCGUACCAGGAAAUUUCAAGUUUAGUUUUGCCACUUUUAUCAUAAAAGCCAAUUCUCUGGAGUAUCUUACAAUAAAUGGAACGAACGCAAAUGAGAACAACACCUGUCAUUUUUCCAUGAUUUCAGUAGAUAAAUCUUUGUAUAGCGUUUGGACUUUAAGUAUUCCAAGCGGUGUGAUGAAAGUUAGAACAACAGAUGGAACACCCUUUGGCGUUAUCAUUUACGGACAGCGUGAUAAUGAUGGACAUGGUUACACAGGGAAUGCCAUUUCUUCAAGUAAUUAA
Messenger RNA from Saccostrea echinata, 1068 nucleotides. RefSeq lists its product as uncharacterized. The coding region runs from base 1 to 1068 and encodes 355 amino acids. The transcript has a single exon. Lineage: Eukaryota; Metazoa; Mollusca; Bivalvia; Ostreida; Ostreidae. The record is from RefSeq and is a predicted model, not a curated record.